This is a messenger RNA of Ciona intestinalis (vase tunicate), 2646 nucleotides long. The record is from RefSeq. NCBI's taxonomy places the organism in Eukaryota, Metazoa, Chordata, Ascidiacea, Phlebobranchia, Cionidae.
GUUAGGUAAUAUGUGUAUUGUGUUCAAGUUAAAAAAAUGAAGUGACGAAAGGUUUUUUGCUAAAUAUAUCAAUUACAUUAGCUCCAAAUAAAGAUGCAGUCGUAUUUUGAAACCUUAAACGUGAACGAAAUUACCGCACAUGGAAGUCUGGCAUUCCUAGAAAGUGCGUCACUAACUGGAGAAAGUCAAAGUGGUCUGGCAAGUAAUCUUGUUCAGUUAUCCGGUGAAGAAAAUAUAUCGCAACCACAAGGUUUGCAGGAAAAUGCAAUUGAAAAUGUUGUGGAAGAUGGAGAUAUAUUCCAAUGUGGAAGGUGCAAACAGCAGUUCAACAAUUUGAAUAUAUUUGUUCAACAUAAAACGGACCACUGUUCCAUGCAACGUCAUAUUUAUGAACAAAAUGGACCUCCACAAAUUCUUGGUGGAAAUCAACUAUCAUCUUCACUAGCAGACCAUACAUUGCUGUAUGAACAGGCACAUGUCGUAUUAGCUGAUAACUGUAAUGAUGUUCAUGGUCGUCCUAUCCAUGGUGGAAUGCUUCACCAGCAAAAUAUUUCAUCAGCUCAUCCCAAUUCACUGCCCAUCAAUCCACGAACAUCACAAACAAAUGCAUGUCAGUCCAAUAUACCAAUCCACAGACGUAUACUACCAAUGCCAUACAAUGGCAACCAUCCACAUCCACCCCAACAUAGAAUACUUCUUCCACGGGCUCAACAAAUGCCAAUAUCUGCCCCACAUACACGGAUCAAUUUAUCUGAUGAUCUUCUUGCAUCGGAGCCAAGAGAAGCUACUGAGGAUGACAUGACUGUGGGUGGCAAUGGACUCAUAUCUUCCUUACUGCAACAGAUCCCACCGUUCCAACCUGUGGGUGCUCACCAAUCUAACAGCAAUGCAAACUUGCCUUCUGAACAGAUGGCUAUUACAACAACCACAACAUCCACAGUGCAGAUUAUAGCGGAAACAGACAAUACGAACCAUGUAGACAUGCAAUCAUCUAUGCUUGAGGAACAUUCCCAGCCUAUCCGCACUCAAGCAUCAAAAUCAAGGGGCAAGACGUUAGAGACUAUUUUACCUCGGUUAUAUGACCGAAACAAUAAUGCAACCUCCACAUCGGGAUCUGCUCCAACAAUCCUGGAGUCUCCCGAAUCAACCUCCGAGCAGAAAGAUGACACAAAGAAAAAGUUUACGUGUCAAUUUUGUCAGAAAGUUUUCACAAAGAAUUUUGAUCUUGAGCAACACAAGAGAAGUCACACAGGUGAGAAGCCGUUUCAGUGUAUAGUUUGUGGCAGAGCAUUUGCUCAGAAGUCAAAUGUAAAGAAACACAUGGUGUCUCAUAAAGUUUGGUUAAAAGGAACGGCCACAUUUUCCCAAGCAUGCAGUAAAGAUAACAACAGUGGUGUUCCUGAUAGUGUUGAUGUUUCGUUUAAUUGUCAAUAUUGUGGCGAGUCCUUCCCUUCAUACAACAAGCGGAAAUCUCACAUGCAAGUUCAUAAAGACCAACAAGUGUACAAAUGUUUAAAAGAAGAAUGCUCAUUAACAUUUCGUGAUCUCGAUGCGUUUAUUGCUCACGUGAAAGGUCAUGAGACAGGCAUGACCUAUCGGUGUCAUCAGUGUCACAAAGUUUUUAAAUCAUUGCAUGAUCUUGGUUUGCAUCAAUACCAGGUUCAUCUUAACAGCAGAAAGAAAAGUAUACAAACCAAAACUUACCCUUGCCAGCUUUGCCCAAGUAAAUUCAGCCACCCAACUGCAUUACGUGAACAUGUUAUCAACGACCCGCAUCACCAUGUAUGUAGAAUAUGUGAUGCUACUUUCACCUGUGAGCGAUAUCUACGUAAGCAUACUUUCAUGCAACAUAAGGAGGAAAAUGCAAAAGGUGCCACAUGUACAGUGUGUGGCAAAUCACUCCGCAGUGUAUACUACCUACGCCUCCACAUGUUUAUACACACCAAAGAACUACCUUACCGAUGCACCAAGUGUGAUGCAGCGUUUAAUAGAAAGGACAAAGUGAAGAGACAUAUGCUAACUCAUGACCCUGUUAAACGCUUUAAGUGUCCACUGCGUAAUGUGCUUGAAUGCAACAAAGAGUUCAGCAGAGCCGACAAACUGAAAGAACACAUAAUUAACCACAGUCGAACUAAGAGAACUUACAGCUGUAGUACGUGUUCGAAAAAAUACAGCAGGGAGUCCUGCCUGAUUCGUCACGAGAAAAUCCACUCCUAUCCUUUCCAUUGUAAUACUUGUACACAAUCAUUUCCCACUGAGUCAAAGUUAAAAGGACAUAAAUGCCACAAGCGCAGAAAGUCUCAAACUCCCAAAAAAGUUAAACCUUCACCCAAGAAAGUUCCUCCUUCCAACCAAGUUGUGGAAGAAACUUCAGAAACGAAUUGUCAUGACCGGUCUGAACCGGUUUAUACUAGGUUGUGGCCAUUGGUUAAUCCACAAUGCGAGCAGCCGACUUCGCCGGUAAAGGUUCAGAUUACUAUUGAUGACGACAAUGAAGUUACAAUGACGCGAGAUUGUGACGUAAGCCAAGUCGCGGAAUAAUUCAUUACCUACUUUUAUAAAAAUCUCUAUAUAUAUAUUUGUUUAAUACCACUUCAUGACAUAUUAACAAGUAUAAGUGGUACCACGAAAUAAACGAUUCCAACA